Eucalyptus grandis is the source of this 2382-nucleotide messenger RNA. Its product is annotated as protein SUPPRESSOR OF npr1-1, CONSTITUTIVE 1-like. The record is from RefSeq and is a predicted model, not a curated record. Bases 1 to 1548 code for a protein of 515 amino acids. The transcript is spliced from 2 exons. Lineage: Eukaryota; Viridiplantae; Streptophyta; Magnoliopsida; Myrtales; Myrtaceae.
AUGCGAGAAUUUGGAAGGGGAAAUCCUAUAGAUGGGUUGUCUUCCCUGAAGAUCCUUCGAUUGAGUGAAACAAGCGUUUCUGGCUUCCCCAAAUUAUUCAAUAAGCUUUCUCAUUUGGAGAAACUUGAAGAAUUAGAUGCCGCAGGAUGCAAGAAUUUAAGAGGGGAAAUUCUUAUAGAUGGGUCAUCUUCAUUGAGAAUCCUUCGAUUAGGUUGGACAAACAUUUCUAGCUUCUCCCAUGGAUUCAAUAAGCUUUCUCGUCUUGAAAAACUUGAAGAAUUAGAUGUCAGUGAAUGCAAGAAUUUGGAAGGAGAAAUUCCUAUAGAUAGGUUGUCUUCAUUGAAGAUCCUUCGAUUAAGUGGAACAAGCAUUUCUGGCUUCCCCGACUUAUUCAAUAAGCUUUCUUGUCUUGAGAAACUUGAACAAUUAGAUGCCGCAAGAUGCAAGAAUCUAGGAGGGGAAAUUCUUAUAGAUGAGUUGUUUUCACUGAGGAUCCUUCGAUUAGGUUGGACAAGCAUUUCUGGCUUCUCCAAUGGAUUCAAUAAGCUUUCUCGUCUUGAGAAACUUGAAGAAUUAGAUGCCGCAGGAUGCAAGAAUCUUGGAGGGAAAAUUCUUAUAGAUGGGUUGUCUUCACUAAGGAUCCUUCGAUUAGGUUGGACAAGCAUUUCUGGCUUCUCCAAUAGAUUCAAUAAGCUUUCUCGUCUUGAAAAACUUGAAGAAUUAGAUGUCAGUGAAUGCAAGAAUUUGGAAGGGGAAAUACCUAUAGAUGGGUUGUCUUCACUGAAAAUCCUUCGAUUAAGCGGAACAAACGUUUCUGGCUUCCCUGACUUAUUCAAUAAGCUUUCUCGUUUGGAGAAACUUGAAGAAUUAGAUGCCGCAGGAUGCAAGAAUCUUGGAGGGGAAAUUCUUAUAGAUGGGUUGUCUUCACUAAAGAUCCUUCGAUUAGGUUGGACAAACAUUUCUGGCUUCUCCAAUGGAUUCAAUAAGCUUUCUCGUCUUGAGAAACUUGAAGAAUUAGAUGUUAGACAAUGUAAGAAUCUGAGAGUGGAAAUUCCUAUAGAUGGGUUGUCUUCACUGAAGAUCAUUCGAUUAAGUGGAACAAGUGUUUCUGGCUUCCCCAACUUAUUCAAUAAGCUUUCUCGUAUGGAGAAACUUGAAGAAUUAGAUGCCGCAAGAUGCAAGAAUCUAGGAGGGGAAAUUUUUAUAGAUGGGUUGUCUUCACUAAGGAUCCUUCGAUUAGGUUGGACAAGCAUUUCUGGCUUCUCCAAUGGAUUUGAUAAGCUUUCUUGUCUUAAGAAACUUGAAGAAUUAGAUGUUAGUGAAUGCAAGAAUUUGGAAGCGGAAAUCCCCAUAGAUGGGUUGUAUUCACUGAAGAUCCUUCGAUUAAGUGGGUUAAGCGUUUCUGGCUUCCUCGAUGGAUUCAAUAAGCUUUCUCAUCUUGAAGAACUUCAAUUAUAUGACUGCAAGAUGCUUCAAUCGUUGCCGCAAAGCAUCGCUUAUCUGCCUUCUCUGCAACUCCUUCAAUUAAGAAGGUGUCGCAAUCUUUGAUCACUCCCACAAAUUCUUGUAUGCUUAACUGAUUUAAGAGUCACUUGUCAACAUCACACAUUGCCUCAACUUUCUCAUCUAGUCCACCUAAAAUUGCUCGUUGUUGAUUUUUGCCAACUGUUGAAAUCCAUGCUGGAGCUUGCCUCUAGAUUGUUGGAGCUUUGUGUUUACAAUUGCAAUGAGUUGAAAGAGUUACCAAGUCUGUCGAGAUUGGAAUUCUUGUCAAAAUUAGUUAUUUCUCGUUGCAAUGAGCUGACAGUAAUCAAGGGUCUGGGAGCAUCAAAAUCCUUAGCUAGGUUCUUUGUACAUAGAUGCCGAAAGUUGUCCAACCUUGACGGCCUUGAACAUCUAUCGAAAAACUUAGAAAAAUUGAAUUUACCUGGGUGCGGAUCCAUUGAAACAUUACCAGACCUCUCGUGCUUCGAUAACCUGACAUAUUUGAACAUUAAAGGGUUCUAAAACUUCGGAUGUCAAGGGACUGGAGAAAGUCGCAAAUGUCUGCAAAUGAGGGAUUUAGCUCCGAGCCUCAGCAAAUUGUCCCCAUCUGUGGAAAUUCGAAGUUUUAAUGGAAAGAUGGGGGUCAAUCUAGCAUAAACUCGUGGAGAUCACAGAGCUCUAGGAAUCGAGGUGUUCGACUCUAAAAGAUGUUCGGCGAUGCGACUUAUCAGAAUUCCAUUCGUUUAUUGCACUACUGCAGCAGAGAGAAACAAUUGGUCCCCGAAUUCACGUUUUGCUUUGAAAGGAACGAGGAAGCUGAUGAAGGAAUAUGAUAUGAUGCUUCGGAGAAAUCACUCUCUUGAUAAUGCCAACGGUCAGAUGUCAUAGCUAUCAAGA